CGCGCCGGCCGCCGCAAGUUGGGGGCGAUGGCGAAGCUCCGGGUGGCUUACGAGUACACGGAAGCCGAGGACAAGAGCAUCCGGCUCGGCUUGUUCCUCAUCAUCUCCGGCGUCGUGUCGCUCUUCAUCUUCGGCUUCUGCUGGCUCAGUCCCGCGCUGCAGGAUCUGCAAGCCACGGCGGCUAACUGCACGGUGCUGUCGGUGCAGCAGAUCGGAGAGCUGUUCGAGUGCACCUUCACCUGUGGCACCGACUGCAGGGGCACCUCGCAGUACCCCUGCGUCCAGGUCUACGUGAACAACUCCGAGUCCAACUCCAGGGCGCUGCUGCACAGCGACGAGCACCAGCUGCUAACCAACCCCAAGUGCUCCUAUAUCCCUCCCUGUAAGAGAGAAAAUCAGAAGAAUCUGGAAAGUGUCAUGAAUUGGCAACAGUAUUGGAAAGAUGAAAUUGGUUCCCAACCAUUUACUUGCUAUUUUAAUCAACAUCAAAGACCAGAGGACGUGCUCCUGCAUCGCACGCAUAAUGAGAUUGUCCUCCUGCACUGCUUCCUCUGGCCACUGGUGACAUUUGUGGUGGGUGUCCUCAUUGUGGUCCUGACCAUCUGUGCCAAGAGCUUGGCAAUCAAAGCAGAAGCCAUGAAGAAGCGCAAGUUCUCCUAAUGGAGAGUAGGCUUACGGGAAGCCAAGCACAGAGGCUGCUCGACGGCCCUCGCCCACCUGCGGCCUGCGUUCCGUGGUGCAGGAGAUGGAAGGGGACAGGUCUCCAAGAGGCUCUUGCCUCAGUGGCGGCAGAAGCAGGCACAGCCAGAAGACUUGGAACCUCAUCAUUCGUAUUCCACGUGCCAUAGCAAUGGCUGAAGGGUCAGGCUUUUAGCCACAUGGAGUCACCGUUCAGGAAACCCUCCAAGAAAUUGCUUUUCUUUGGAAAGUAACAGUGUAUUAUCUGUAUAGUGUAGUAUAUAAAACAUUAUGAUUUAUGCUACGUAAAAUAUUAAAAUACAGUGGUCUGUGUUCUUUUCUAUUUCCUUUUUUAUGCUUCGAAUACUAAGAUAUUGAAAAAGGAUCUUCUGGUUUUCACUUGACUUGCUAGACUAAACUUACUUGACUGUAAGGAUUCCUGCAGAGUUUUUGACCUUAUUGUAUAGUCUUCAGUUUCCACAAUUAAACAGUAUCUUAACUCUUGCCUGAAGAAAAGAAUUCUACAGUUGUAACUGGGUCUCCAGCCACUUCAGUGUCUUUUUCCCUCAAAGGUUGAGAGCAUAUAUCUCCCACUGCCUUUUCCCAGCCAUUAUUUUUUGACCAGAUGUCUUCUUUAGAGAGGGGCACAAUUUUAAGAAUGUCCUAGCUCUGAGAACACAGGGCUCUUCCUCAUUGUUUGUGUUACUUAUGCAGCGCUGGGGACCCAACCCAGGGCCUUGCAUAUGCCGGACAAGCUCUGUACCACCGCACCAUAUGCCCAGCCUCUAUGUUGCUUUUGGUGGAUUUCAUCUCAGUGCAAGAGAAUAUAUGUGAUAUGAAGGACACUCUUUAGUUUAUAGUUUUCAUGCUGUUUCCAUUCCUUCUUUUAGGUCAGGAAACAAAUUCAGUGCGCAUAUUUUGUUUUUACUUCCUUGUAUGAAAGCAGGAUGGCUGCUGCCAUCAUUGAGCUUGAUAACACAGACCUGGAGAUACAGCCUGGUUCUCCCUACCACCACUGCUGCCAAACUUUCUGUGCCUUUAAAAGUGCAUCAAAGAGACCAUCAUCUUUGCCUCUGCUCAUAGAUGCAGAUUCCACAUGCCAAGCCCAGGUCUCAGGGAGUCUCAGGCCUGCCUUGUGUUCCACCCAGAGCCAAGCCUUUGUACUGAUGUUCAGUGAGAAGUACCUUUGGUGGGGGCGGGGAUCACCUAUGACAGAAUACUUCAUUUUGCUUUCUUUUUAGACUCUGCAGAUGUGCAAUUUAAGGACAAGUUCCUCUUAGUUACCCCCAUGGGGCUUUAAGAAAGAUCUAUGUAAGUGGAAUGAUGACUUCCUGAUUUUAAAUGCACGCACUUAUGCUCUUUUAUGUUUUUUAAUUGUGAUCUUUUCUUUUUAGAAAAUAUUUUGAGAGAGAUGAGAAAGAGAGAAUGGGCACACGAGGGCCUCCUGCAAUUGCAAAUGAACUCCAGAUGCAUGUGCCACUUUGAGCAUCUGGCUUUAUAUGGGUCUUGGGGAAUCAAAUGUAGGCUGUCAGACUUUGUAAGCAAGUGCCCAAUUUCUGAGUCAUCUCUUCAGUCCGCUGAUGUUGCUUUCAUGUUAGGAUAGAAGUCAUCAAGAGCCCCAAGCCCUCUGGAAGAAUGUUGGUGGAAUCUAAUCAUUUUUCUUAAUUCAAGUGUUACAGGUCUCACUGUGAAAAAGGCCUUGAACACACUAUUUAUGACAUCCUUUUAGGUGGCUACAGUGCCUUGACUUUAAUCCCAGUUUUCAGUUGCAGUAUCUCUGUUGUCUUAGCAACACAGUGACUAUUCUAAAGCACAGAGCAACAGGAAUCAGGGAAUCAGAGAAAAUCAUCAUCACUGGGAGGGAAAGGAAGUCUGCUUCAUUUAUCUUCAUCUAAUUAUCUGUGAUUAAUCUAUUACAAAAAAAUCAAUAAAACUUAACGGCCCAUGGACAUAUGUCUGUGCUAGAAUGAAAGGAAGUCAGUAUGUAUUUACCUGAGUUUUCAUUUAUCAAUUUAAUACACAUAACUUAUAUUAGCUAAAUGCUUUAGACCCAAAGCAAAAAGAGAAGCACACCAAAUCUGUGAGGUCGCAGGUGGUUGUAGGGCCUGGGUUGCUUACAUGUAGUAAAAUUUGAGCUUUCUUAUUUAUACUUGUUAAAACCCAACGGAUCAGGGAGAGGACUUUUUUUUUUUUUUUUCUAAAUGGAGUAAGCUGCUAUAACACAAACCCAAAAUAGGAAGGUUUAUAUAAGAUGUGAGUUUAUUUCUUCUAUAACAAUCUAGAGCUUGAUAAAUUGAGAGCAGAUGGGCCUCCUCGGUUUCAGAAGGUCAACAAGGGAUCCAGGAUUCAACUUGUUUAUUUCAUUGCCAUGGUCAGUGUCUCAGACCAGUACUUGUACUUGAUAGCUUGAAAAAGAAAAGAUAUUGGGAGCAAGCUAUGUCCUUUAAGGAAGUUUCACCCAUCCCACCUACACAUGGUACAUUCUACCAAUGCUUCCUACAUAGCCCUCCCGAGCUCUGAGGCAGGUUUGGAUAUGGUACCUGCAGCUAGCGCAUGCCCCGCUAAAACUUCAGAGGGAGAAAGAAUACUAGACAGUAAGAGCCAACAAAGGUGGAGAGCAGUUAGUGAGUGGCCUGCACCAUGAUGACCCUGCUGAGCAGGCAUGGCCUGGCACAAGAAAGCGACCCCCGCCCCCCCCACCCCAGACUUCAGGAGUUCAUCUUGGCGGCAUCUAGUUUGAACUCUAGGAAAUUAUUGCUAAUCAACCCCUAUGGCCACAUCUGACAACCUGAAGGGCAUUCCAGCUUUUCAGCUUCCUGCCCACUAAUAAAGCUUUGCAGACUAGGUUGCCUUAGGGAUUGAAUAGGUGCAGGCUGUUCAAGAUCAGACUUACAGUUCACUUGACUACAACAAAGAUACCAGCUCCCCUUUUGCCAUGUGAUUGCUGACCGCUGUCAUGCUUCAUCGUUACCCUCGGCCCCAGGCUCCACAUCUCUGCUGUAGCUCUUUGGCCCGAGCAGGAAGUUGAGAUCACACACACACACACACACACACACACACACACACACACACACACACACCCUGGCCUGCUCGUGACAACCAUCACCCUAAGAACAGUAAGAGCUAAGCUAGUCAAACCGUUUCUAGUCUCCCUGGAAAGUCUCGAUAAUGUUAAUAAUAAAACUUUUCAUGCCGUCUU
This is a messenger RNA of Jaculus jaculus (lesser Egyptian jerboa), 3877 nucleotides long. It is a transcript of the gene Kcnmb4, whose product is annotated as potassium calcium-activated channel subfamily M regulatory beta subunit 4. The record is from RefSeq and is a predicted model, not a curated record. Gene Ontology annotation, cellular component: voltage-gated potassium channel complex; membrane. The transcript is spliced from 3 exons. Gene Ontology annotation, molecular function: calcium-activated potassium channel activity; potassium channel regulator activity. Gene Ontology annotation, biological process: detection of calcium ion; potassium ion transport. NCBI's taxonomy places the organism in Eukaryota, Metazoa, Chordata, Mammalia, Rodentia, Dipodidae. The coding region runs from base 28 to 660 and encodes 210 amino acids.